AUGACGGCGAUCUACAUCAAGAAUCGCCUACCAUCGCCCAAGUGCCAAGAUCAAACCCCGUUCGAGAUCGUCAACGGAUUUCGACCAAGUGUGAAGCACAUGCGGGUUUUCGGCUGCCGAACGUUUGUGCUGACCCCUAAGGAAAAGAGAUCGAAAUGGGAUCCAAAGGCUCGUGAAGGACGAUUCAUGGGGUACGAAGAAGUGUCAAAGGCAUAUCGCGUUUACGACAUUGAUGCGGAUCAAGUGGUGUUGUAA
Messenger RNA from Peronospora matthiolae, 255 nucleotides. The record is from the annotation of a GenBank genome assembly. NCBI's taxonomy places the organism in Eukaryota, Oomycota, Peronosporomycetes, Peronosporales, Peronosporaceae.